Messenger RNA from Siniperca chuatsi (mandarin fish), 1237 nucleotides. It is a transcript of the gene dmac2, whose product is annotated as distal membrane arm assembly component 2. The transcript has 7 exons. NCBI's taxonomy places the organism in Eukaryota, Metazoa, Chordata, Actinopteri, Centrarchiformes, Sinipercidae. The record is from RefSeq and is a predicted model, not a curated record. The coding region runs from base 305 to 1237 and encodes 310 amino acids.
GAUACAUGCACUUACUUGUUGAUUCAGGCGUGACAAUUAUAUUAAAAGGGAAAGGGGGUCCAUUGAAGCUGCUUAUGUACGGGGCCCAGACUUUUGUGCUACACCAUUGAUAUGGGAGACACUUGACCAUCUUGUCUUCUUAUUUGGGACUCCUUGGUUUGUAUCUCAGGUCAGCUCAGGUUUAUCUGGUCAGCAUCAGAGACGUGCAUGGAGCGACACUCUGCGGUUGACAUGGUGAACUACAACAGACUGCAAAUGCGCAGGUGCAACAUUUGUCCCUCACGACUUUCUGUUAGGCGCUAUCAUGUCGGCCUCCUUCAUGUCUCUACACAGAUGUUGCCAGCGGUCGGCUCUCCUCGUGGUUGCUAGGCGACCGUGGAGCUCCAGCUCAGUGUCUCCGCCUCCUCUGCACACGAGGCUUCUCCUCUUCCUCACCCAGCGUUUCUAUGAUGUAGAGAUGCUCCUGAGCUGGAGGUCUCAGCGGAGGAGGAGGGGGAUUCAGAAGAAGAAUGCUUACUAUGGCUACACUCAGAAGUUUUAUGGGCCAGACAUAGCAGCAGCAUAUUAUAUCUUGAGUAUGAAGGGAGGAUUUAGGUAUGUUGGCCAGUCAGAGUGGUUCCGUGCAGACCAGAGGGGCAAGUUCAAUUGGGAGUUCUUAGAUCACAAAGACACACCCCUAGAAGAAGUAAACAUGAGCUACACGCUCAUCAACUACACAGGACUGGGGAACCUGGAGGGGCAGGCAUCUUUGCGGACUCUGUCAUUACGAGGAUGUUCUGAAGUGGACGACUGGUUCCUGGCCAGGCUCCAUAUGUUGCAGGACUCUCUGGAGGAACUGGACAUUUCUCACUGUCCACGCAUCACUACAGGCGGCCUGGCAGCACUCAGGAAUCUCAAGGGACUGCGGCGUCUAGACGUGUCGUCCCUCCCCGGGAUUUCAAGUCCUGGGUUGGUCAUUAUCCUGCUGGAGGAGAUGUUACCACAGUGCCAAAUCACCGCUACUGGCUACGACCUCAGCCUGAGGCAGGAGGGAGGAGAGGGGAACGAGGAGCACAUGCAAGGGCAGAGCAGUGUCAGACCCCACAGUGGGCGGAUGAAGACAACAGUAGAUGGGGAUGAAGAAAUCACUGCUACUUUUGUAUGUAAAGAUAGCAUCUACAACGAUUUGGUAGCCAGUUUUGAUGUGAGCAGAACUUGUUGUAUAAGCUACUUUUACUUCACACCACAUGUUGGGUAG